UCCCCCUCCUCUCUCUCUCUCUCUCGCUCCUCCUGUUGUAGCCCCUUUCAUUCGGUGUGUUACCCAAAGCUCCUCACCAUUUCCCGACCUCGAGACCGGGAACAGGGAACCACAGAGCCGACCGCUCAUGGCAUGGGCGAGCCGUCUUCUCAAUAGCUUCUUCUUUCCUGUGCCUUGGAGUUGGUCGUCUGAUGGUCUUUGCUUGGAGUCGGAUGAAUAAAAGGAAAGUUAGGUUUUUUGCUUUCCUUUUUGUCCAUGGGGCGGAUGUAUUUGAUGGCCUGCUUUCGUCUUUGACCUCGGCGUUCAGAUUCUUGCAGGAUUUCUAGUGAAAAGGCGGCGCCUUUGGAGUUAUCACUUGAUGAGUAGUUCCGGAUUCCAUGUUCGGGUUCUGUUCCCAUGUCAUCUCGGAAAUCGCUGGGAUUUUUCGACCGAGUCCUCUCUUUUUUUUCUUGGAUGAUGUAAGAGAUCCGGUUUCUGUUCCACCUGCGAUUUUUUUUCCGUCUGAUGUGGCUCUCAAUCUGCGAAGGAUUCGAAGUUGUUGUGGUUUUCCGUUUGGGUGCUAAAAAGGCGCGCUUUUUAUGACGCGAAGGUGGUGUUCUACAGUGGUGUGACUGUUCUUGAGGUUGUGUCUCGGUUGCACAUUGCCGCCUCCAUCUGAGUGCAAGAAAAAUGAACUCUGUUAGGUCUGGGUUUCUGAUUCAAGCAGCGUUCUUGGUGAUGAUUUCUGGGUCAUCUAAUAUGGGGGUCUCGGGCCUUGGAUCGAUGUCCUCCAUUGCCGUUUCCUACGGUGAGAAUGGCCCGGUCUUCUGUGGUCUAAGCUCGGAUGGUUCUCACUUGGUUGCUUGCUUUGGUGCUGAUGCUUCCAUAGUCUAUGGCGCUCCUCUUCGACUCCCCCUCCUGGGUCUCACGGCCGGCGAUGGUUUCGUCUGCGGCCUUCUCUUGGACACAGGCCAGCCCUAUUGCUGGGGCAGCAACAUCUUUGUGAAGAUGGGCGUGCCUCAGCCCAUGGCGGAAGGCGCGUCCUACUCGGAGAUCAGCGCCGGUGACGACCACCUCUGCGCGCUUCGCAAACCGGCCAUAGACUCUCGAAAAGGCGCCUCGUUGAUCGACUGCUGGGGCUACAACAUGACCGCCUCGCACGAAUUUGACGGCGCCGUUGCGGCGAUCACUGCCGGCUCGGUGUUCAGCUGCGGGAUGUUCAUCCACAACCGGACGGCAUUCUGCUGGGGCGAUGAGACCAGCAGCGGUGUGAUAAGCUUGACGCCGAGGAACUUGAGGUUCCAAUCGAUUUCGGCCGGUGGAUUUCAUGUCUGUGGGAUCCUGGAGAACUCCCAGGUCUUUUGCUGGGGAAGGAGCCUGGAGACGCAGCAGUUAUCUUUAGGCCAUGGAGAUGUUAAGAUGGUGCCCAUGGAUCCUAUGGUUUCGGUAGCCGGGGGGAGGUUCCAUGCUUGUGGAAUUAAGAGCUUAGAUCACAAGGCUGUUUGCUGGGGCUUUAUGCUUCAGAACAGCAUGCCACCACCUAAGGAUUCAAGGUUGAAUGAGAUUGCGGCCGGGGACUACUUCACAUGUGGUGUUCUUGCGGCGACUUCGCUUAGGGCCGUCUGCUGGGGCACCGGCGUCCCCUGGUCAAUUCCGAUGGCUGUCUCUCCUGGAAUCUGUGCUUCUAAUCCUUGCGGCCAGGGGUACUAUGAAUUCAGUCAUACAAGCUUGGGGAAUAAAGUCUGCAAGCCAGCAGAUUCAAGAGUUUGCUUACCGUGCAGUGUUGGGUGCCCUGAAGGGACAUACGAAUCCACGCCUUGCAAUUUGACCUCAGAUCACGGUUGCGAGUUCAAUUGUUCCAGUUGUGCUUCAGUCGAAUGCUCCUCCUUCUGCUCGUCACAGAAAGAAUCCAAGAGCAAAAGGCUGCAGAGCUGUAGGUGUUUGGAGUCUGCAGUGACUACAUCGAGAAAACGGACGUAUUCUUUUCACAAGGAAAUGGUGAAAGUCGGACCAGACUUGGAGGAGCUCAAGAUCAGGAGGGCUCAGAUGUUCACCUAUGGAGAACUGGAGAAGGCGACUAGUGGAUUCAGUGAGGAAUCACUCGUCGGGAAGGGUAGCUUCUCGUGUGUUUUCAAAGGGGUCUUGAAAGAUGGGACUGUGGUCGCGGUGAAGAGAGCCAUAAGAGUGUCUGAUGUGAAGAAGAACUCCAAGGAGUUCCAUACGGAACUCGACCUGCUGUCAAGACUAAAUCAUGCUCAUUUGCUCAACUUGCUUGGAUACUGUGAGGAAGGUGGUGAGCGGCUUUUGGUUUAUGAGUUCAUGGCUCAUGGAUCUUUGUACCGACACCUUCAUGGCAAGGAUCUGUGCCUAAGAAAGCGGUUGGAUUGGGUUCGUAGGGUGACGAUUGCCGUCCAGGCUGCUAGGGGGAUAGAAUACCUGCAUGGAUAUGCUUGUCCACCGGUAAUUCACAGGGACAUCAAGUCUUCGAACAUUCUCAUCGAUGAGGAACACAAUGCUCGAGUUGCAGAUUUUGGUCUUUCUUUGUUGGGUCCAGCAGAUAGCAGCUCACCAUUAUCUGAACCUCCUGCUGGUACUCUCGGCUACCUCGAUCCUGAAUACUAUAGACUUCAUUACUUGACUACGAAAUCAGAUGUAUACAGUUUUGGGGUUCUGCUGCUGGAGAUUUUAAGUGGUAGAAAAGCAAUCGAUAUGCAAUUUGAAGAAGGAAACAUUGUAGAAUGGGCAGUUCCACUGAUCAAAGCUGGGGACAUUUCGGCGAUUCUGGAUCCAGUGCUGAAACCUCCAGCUGACCUGGAGGCUCUCAAGAAAAUUGCUGCCAUGGCAUCCAAGUGCGUUAGGAUGCGGGGAAAGGAUCGGCUGUCGAUGGAUAAGGUGACGACCACUUUGGAGAGAGCUCUCGCACUGUUGAUGGGCAGCCCGUGCAACGAACAGCCAAUCCUGCCUACAGAGGUAGUUCUAGGGAGCAGUAGGUUGCACAAUAAAGCUUCACAAAGGUCUUCAAACAGGUCAUGUUCGGAGAAUGACACUGAUGACCAGAUUUACGAGUAUAGAGCUCCUUCGUGGAUCACAUUUCCCAGCGUAACCUCAUCUCAGAGGAGGAAGUCGUCGGCAUCAGAAGGCGAUGCGGAAGGGAAGAAUUCAGAGGGGAGGAGUUUAGGACAUGGGGGGGCAGGGGAUGGGUUGAGGUGCUUGGAGGAAGAGAUCGGACCAGCAUCCCCACAGGAGAAUCUGUUCUUGCAACACAACUUCUGAAUGGUUCGAAUGCUAGAACAAUGAACGAAUGAACAGAAAAUGUAAUUAGAAAAGCUCCAAAGUCGCAGCGUCAUUUGAUUUUUUUUUUUUUUUUUUUGGAAUCAAAUGCAUUACUUUCUUUUUCAUGUCUCGUCUUCGAAUGGCGAGUUGGAUUGCUUUCAUGGAUGUUCAUCGAGAGAAUGCUUGGUGUACUUUUCUUACAUACUUGCAUUCUUGUGUUGUGGUUUCUUAAGGAAUUUUUGGACUGAGCACAUUGACAUCAGAUUACUAGCUGAUCAUCAAUGAAGCAAAUAAAGUUUUCCAUGAUUAAAGCUUUA
This is a messenger RNA of Musa acuminata AAA Group (dessert banana), 3569 nucleotides long. Its product is annotated as serine/threonine-protein kinase-like protein CR4. Gene Ontology annotation, molecular function: protein binding; ATP binding; protein kinase activity. Bases 670 to 3252 code for a protein of 860 amino acids. Lineage: Eukaryota; Viridiplantae; Streptophyta; Magnoliopsida; Zingiberales; Musaceae. The transcript is spliced from 2 exons. The record is from RefSeq and is a predicted model, not a curated record. Gene Ontology annotation, biological process: protein phosphorylation.